Messenger RNA from Kuraishia capsulata CBS 1993, 891 nucleotides. RefSeq lists its product as uncharacterized. Gene Ontology annotation, cellular component: ribosome. Bases 1 to 891 code for a protein of 296 amino acids. NCBI's taxonomy places the organism in Eukaryota, Fungi, Ascomycota, Pichiomycetes, Pichiales, Pichiaceae. The transcript has a single exon. Gene Ontology annotation, molecular function: structural constituent of ribosome. The record is from RefSeq and is a predicted model, not a curated record. Gene Ontology annotation, biological process: translation.
AUGAUUGCAUUAAGGAUUUUUGCCCAGACAAGCCUGAGGCCCUUGUCUACCGGUGUUAAAGUACAGGCCGCGCCGUUUUCAACAUCCACCUUUCAGUAUGCUUCAGCGUUGAAGACUGCUAAGAGGGCCAAGGCCAUGAAAAUCAAACAGAAGAAUGAAAUGAAGCAAUCGCAAAAGGCUAUGAGGACUGAUAAGGUGGAUCCUGUGCUGGGGAAAGCCGAAAACCCUUUUUUGGUGCGCUUGAAGGCAGAACUUGCCGAGCCGGAAGUACUCUCAAAAGGAUUUGAAACGUCAGACGUCCAAAAAUUGCUCUUUGGAGCUGAACAGGCAGUUCUUGUUUUGAACGAAAGACAAAUGGGAUCCAACGAGGUGAUAGCAAACAAGGUGAAGCUGAACGAGCAGAAGAAGAGAUUGGUGAUUUCCAGAGUGUUGUCCAUGAAGAACUCAAACAAGGUUGAGCAGACAAAAUUCGCCACCAAGCUGGCUCGUGAGGAGUUUGCCAGAUUUCCAGGCGACACUGGAUCCUCCGAGGUGCAAGCCGCGAUCUUGACUGUUCGUAUUCAUUCGUUAAUGGAUCAUGUCAAGAGCAAUCCAAAGGACCUGGACGCUAUCAGAGACACGAGGAUGUUGGUACAGAAGAGACAAAAGCUCCUGAGAUAUCUCAAGAAAGAGGAUGCGCAGAAGUACUUCCUGGCAAUCGAGAAGCUGGGGUUGAGUGACGAGGCCGUCAACAAUGAGUUCAACAUGGAUAGAAGGUACAUGCAAGACUUCAGUAUCUGGCCAGGCAGAGUGAUGGUGAAGGAGUCCAAGAGAGAUCUGGAGGAGAGGAAGUUGAUUAGACGUACAAGAAAGAAGGCAGUGAGAGCUGCUCUUGCGUCCAAGGCCGUGUAA